UGAGGAAAGGAGCAUGUGGAGGUGGAACCAGACCUCUCUGGAAGACUUCAUCCUUCAAGGGCUGUUUGAUGACUCCUUCAACCACCGCUGCCUUUUCCUCUUGAUCAUGCUGGUCUUCCUUACCGCAGUGAGUGGCAACAGUCUCACCAUCCUCCUCAUCUGCUCUGACCCCCGUCUUCACACACCAAUGUACUUCCUGCUCAGCCAGCUGUCCCUCAUGGAUCUGAUGCAUGUCUUUACAACCAUCCCCAAGAUGGCCAGCAACUACCUGUCUGGCAAGAAGUCCAUCCCAUUUGUGGGCUGUGCCACCCAGCACUUCCUGUAUCUGUCUCUGGGUGGUGCAGAGUGUCUCCUCCUGGCCCUCAUGUCCUAUGACCGCUAUGUGGCCAUCUGCCACCCCUUACGCUACACUGUGCUCAUGAGCAGAAGGGUGGGAGUGAUGAUGGCCGUCAUGUCGUGGUUGAGUGCAUCUGUGAACUCCCUAAUCCACACAGCCAUCUUGAUGAGCUUCCCUUUCUGUGGGUCGAGAAUCAUCCACCACUUCUACUGUGAAUUUCCAGCUGUUGUGAAGCUGGUGUGUGGGGACAUCACUCUUUAUGAGAACACAGUCUACAUCAGCAGUGUUGUGCUUCUCCUCCUCCCUAUCCUUCUUGUCUCUACAUCCUAUGGAUUCAUUCUCCACAGUGUCAUUCAGAUGCGCUCAGCUGGGAGUAAGAGAAACGCCUUUGCCACAUGCAGCUCUCACCUCAUUGUUGUUUCCCUUUGGUUUGGUGCCUGCAUCUUCUCUUAUAUGAGGCCCAGGUCCCAGCGUACCCCAUUACAAGACAAAGUGGGUUCUGUUUUCUAUAGCAUCAUCACUCCCACUCUGAAUCCCUUGAUAUAUACUCUCCGGAAUAAGGAUGUUGCUAAGGCUCUGAAGAAAGCAUGGAGGAGGGAUCGUCUCAGCUAGUGACUGCAGUUGAAGUUUUCCAGAAUGUGCCUUUGAAUAGGAUUUGCCUUAAACUGAUUUAAGUAAAUUCGUAAAUUCCUGGUGCUUUUUGACUAGUGCACAGAUGACGUUGACAUAGCGUGUAAUUUUUCUGCUCUAAUGCGAUUUCCACCUUCCAGACUGCUGGAACAACUGCCCCAUCCUAGACCCUAAACCUAAACUUCUGCUUCUAAGAUUGUCACAGUGUUUUACAAAACAUCCCACAUUCUUCAAAAUGGCACAAACCACAAGAACCAAUCCCUUCUCAGGAAGAGAAAACUAUGUCACCGGGUCCACACACAGAAUCCCCUGACCCUUAGUCGAUUAAACUUCCCUAGUCUCACUAUUAAUAUGGUGUGAGCCCUUGGAUUUUUCAAAAUAAGUCUAGAACUUCUGUCGUAAAGGUUUUUGACAUCAGAUUCCUUUGUUUUCUCUUUUAUUUCCUAAUAAAGCACCAUUGGGUAUGUAUUAUGAAGCUCUUGAAGAACUAAGGAAAAAAAUACAACUAAAUCCCAAACUUGAACCAAAAAAAUAUGGUCAUCCUCAUGUACAUAGAGAAUUCCAGUCUGAAAAUUAACCAGCACAUACAAAACCAACGAACCACACCCCAAGAAGACAUGUAAAAGCCAAUGGCAUUCCCCCAAAGUUAUGCUAAAACUACAAUGGGCCCUAGCUAAGAUUUCAAGUACUGUACUGAAUAGGUGUAGGGAGAGUGGAUAUCCUUGCCUUGUUCCUAAUUUUUUAAAAAAAUGUUUAUUUUAAUUUUUAUUUGCAUUGAUAUUUUGCCAGUAUGUAUGUCUGUGUGAGGAUUGUUGUGGGUUAUUAAUAUUUACUAUUGAUUUAUCUUUUAGUUAGUGGUUAUUCUUAAACUAGUUCUAUAUCCAAAUCACCAUACAGAGAUUAGGAUUUAUUUAAUUAACCUAGAACACAAUGCUGGGCAAUAGUUAUUCCAUCCUAAACCUCCAAGCCUGUAUACUUUUCUACCAUUCAGAUUUCACCCAUUAUACUUCCUCGUAGUCAUAUCUUAUGUCCAGUUCAUCUUUCCUCCUGGUUCCAAGUCCUCUCCUGCAGAUCUCUCUAUUUUCCUCUCCUUCUUAUUGACAAUACAGAGAGCAAAUGGUGGCAUGUUUACACAGACUUGGGACAGGUGAUGCUUAAAAUAAUCAUCACAAUGUAAUGUCCAGAUUGAAACCAGAUAGUGGGGUAGAUAAAUCAGCAUUUGAAUAAACAAGGGUAAAUUGAAUACAUUUCACAAGAAUAUUAUUCCAACAUUUCCCCCUUUAAGUCUAAUAAAAGGCCCCUUUUCUUUCAUUACAAUAAUAAUUAUAAAAGUUAUGAAAACUAUUAGGUAAGAUUUACAUGUGCAAUGUCCAGUCCAUGAGUAUUUAACAAUUUAGGAGAAAGUGUUUGAUUAUCUAUCCUAUCUUGACAAGUUUAGAGUUCUAUACUUAAAUUAACUUUUAUCCUUAUUGGCAUUACUUAUAUGAAAACAUUUUCUUAAAUUCUAAACAACUCAAGCUUAACUAUGGAACUAUAACUAUUUGGUCUUCAAUCCCACCAGAGACUUGAGAAGGAAUAAUAGUUACUGGAGUAAAUAGGAAGUGUUUGUUAGCAGCUUCAAAAAAAAUUGACAGAGACAGUUUUCUGCCUGAACAAUCACCCCAAAACUCUAUGACAUUGGAGCAGCAUCUUUAACCUUUUGGCUCAGAAUAUUUGACAGAUGCAUAUGUGAAUCAGGAAUUAUUGAAGACUUACCUUGUCUUGGCAAAGUUAGGCAGUCAACUUGUCCUGCAUUUAAGCUUGCCCAUUUUUGGCAGAAUUCUGUCUGUCAUGAAGCAAGGGCAUUUUCUUUCUGCACAAUUGGCUCAUUUUCCAUAUUUGAUGUUGUCUCCAUGUGGAAGUUCUUCGAUGCUCAUCAUCUUCUUUGAGGUAGGCAGGGUGCUGCCAGGGGAUGACCUCUCUCAUUGUCAAAGAAUAAAGACAUUUAUUCUUUCAAAUAAUAAAGACAUUUUUAAAUGCCAUAUUCUGUAGGUCUCUGAAGUUUUUGAAGACUACCUAUCUUUAUGCAAUUGAUCUGUCUACAAAAUCAUAUCUAUCUGUUAAUUCUAGGAUGUAUAUUUUUGUGAUAAAUGAGACUAGUGUCUGACAUGACUACGAAUUGAUUAACUAGCAAUUAACUCUCAUUUCCUAAUAUCCUAAACA
Meriones unguiculatus (Mongolian gerbil) is the source of this 3169-nucleotide messenger RNA. Its product is annotated as olfactory receptor 2AE1-like. Gene Ontology annotation, cellular component: membrane. Bases 14 to 949 code for a protein of 311 amino acids. The transcript has a single exon. The record is from RefSeq and is a predicted model, not a curated record. Gene Ontology annotation, molecular function: olfactory receptor activity; G protein-coupled receptor activity. Gene Ontology annotation, biological process: G protein-coupled receptor signaling pathway. Lineage: Eukaryota; Metazoa; Chordata; Mammalia; Rodentia; Muridae.